AAUCCAUGAGUUUUACAUGCCUUCUGCUAAAACGCUCAUAGUACUUGUGCAUCACUCCGAUUUCUUCAUUCCGCGAGUAGUCUGUGAUACCCAACCUUCGUAUCAGAGCAUGCACAUCGGACAGUCCGUUAGAAACGUUCUGCUCUUUUGACCUUAUAAGCUGUAGGUGCGCGUAAUUCAAAGGUCUUGCUCUGUCCCGAGUCCUCGUACACGCGCCGUUGCAUCCAGGUGGAGGAAUGGCCUCUACAUCUCGAUCGGACGAGGCAGAGUCAUUGCGAAAUCUGGCUCCUCACGUUAAGCAGCUGCUCGUACGCUUGCUUCGAGUGCAGUCCUGGGCGAGGAAGGCUGUAGUCACCUGUACAAAUGAUGCCGACGAAUGUUAUAAGGAGUACUCAAAUCUAUUGUGGAAAUCCAAAGAUGUUGCUGGGGAUAUACGCACGGCAGCUAUCGACUUCAUUCAUGCGGUACUCAAGGAGAUUCAGGACCCGAAAAUCGAUCGCCAAAUGAAGUUCAAUGUGCUUGAUAAGUGGGAACAGAGCAUGCAGCCGAAGGUCCAGACAUCGAAGGAUUUACCAGGAUCAUUUCAUAACCUAGGAUCCAAAGUUCUCGCACUGUCCGAUCACAUACGCUCCGCUACCCACACUGAUCUUGAAGCGAUAGAUCACAAUAUCAAGACCAAGACAGACGAACUGAACAACUUGUUUACCGGACCACAAACUCACCAACAGCCUUCCAAAAUACUCGCCCGCUUCCAGUCAUUAGUUACUCUUGUGCGGCUGCUCGUUACAGCGAGACCCUCAAAGUUGGAUAUUCCGGUACAAUCCCCGAGGAGAACAGCACCCCAAUCUACGUCGCCUCCUAUUCAAACCUCUGCUGUUCAAUCGGCACUUCCAGCAAAGAGCAAAGACUCUAGUGAUGCCUCUCAUCUCGCUAAGAAACGCAAGAACGCACUACAAAAGGAUAUACGCACCUUGUCCAAACGACGACGUCAAUUAGAAAAGAUACUCCCCGCCAGAGACAAGGGUGCAGAGGACGUGAGGAGUGUUGGGACAGAUAUUCAAGACCUCUCACCUCGCACAAGUAUUUUCAGCAGCAUCUACACCUCAAUGUUCUCGGAGAUAGAUUCCUUCAAGGAUUUCAUCCGCACGCAUGCGAACGUAAACGAUGCUGUCAGUGGUGUUCGCUUUGACGUGGAGUGCUUUCCAUACCUCAUUGCCUUUUGUUUAGAUCUUUUCGACGAAGAUACAAUCACUAUGUGCGAUGCUUGAUGAAUACGCAAAGAUGAUGGAAGCGUAUCAAAAGUUCUCCUGACUCUCGUAUUUGAAGUGGCAGACCCACCAGUCGUUCAUCACCAUGGGUCUCACUUUGCUCUUGAGUCUGUUUCGUGCCGUCCCAGCAUCCGUCGCGAUCUUUGUGUACUCGAGUAGGCCUUAUGUAUCGCCACAAUGACGAUCUAGGUUAUAUGUGUGCACCCGUGAUGUAUUGAGAUUAUAUUGCUGCUAUGUCGGCUUCCAUUGG
This is a messenger RNA of Somion occarium, 1518 nucleotides long. Lineage: Eukaryota; Fungi; Basidiomycota; Agaricomycetes; Polyporales; Cerrenaceae. The record is from the annotation of a GenBank genome assembly.